This is a messenger RNA of Lachancea fermentati, 1044 nucleotides long. NCBI's taxonomy places the organism in Eukaryota, Fungi, Ascomycota, Saccharomycetes, Saccharomycetales, Saccharomycetaceae. The record is from the annotation of a GenBank genome assembly.
AUGCCAGCUACCGUGCACGCCAGAAAGGACUCGGCAGAGUCCAUCAACACCGACAUCAUCACGAUGUCGCGGUUCAUCCUCGAGAAACAGCGUACCAACGCGAAGCAUGCGACCGGAGAUUUCACGCUUUUGCUAAACUCGCUGCAAUUUGCCUUCAAGUUCAUUUCCCAGACCAUCCGGCGCGCAGAGCUGGUCAACCUGAUCGGGCUUGCCGGAGCCUCCAACUCGACCGGUGACCAGCAGAAAAAGCUCGAUGUGCUAGGUGACGAGAUCUUCAUCAACGCCAUGAAGGCCAGCGGCAACGUCAAAGUGCUGGUGUCAGAGGAGCAGGAGGACCUGAUCGUGUUCCCAGCCAAUCAUGGAACGUACGCCGUAUGCUGUGACCCCAUCGAUGGCUCUUCCAACCUUGACGCCGGUGUCUCGGUCGGCACCAUCGUGUCGCUGUUCCGUUUGCAGCCGGGGUCCACGGGCACCAUCGCAGACGUGUUGCGCAAUGGGCUUGAAAUGGUGGGUGCGUGCUACGCCAUGUACGGUGCGUCUACGCACCUCAUGCUCACGACGGGCGACGGCGUCGAUGGUUUCACGCUCGACACUCAGCUGGGUGAGUUCAUCCUCACGUAUCCCAACCUGAGCAUGCCGCUCGAGUACCCCAUUUACUCCAUCAACGAGGGUAACUCGCUGUAUUGGGACGAACGCAUCCAAACCUUCAUCAAUGACCUCAAGAAGCCCCAAGAAAUGCUCAAUGGCAAGCCCUACUCCGCGCGUUAUAUCGGAUCCAUGGUUGCAGACGUGCACAGGACACUGCUGUAUGGUGGGCUAUUCGCGUAUCCUUGUGACCGCAAGAACAAGAAUGGGAAAUUGAGAUUGCUGUAUGAGGCGUUCCCCAUGGCGUUUUUGGUCGAGCAAGCUGGCGGCCGUGCCGUCAAUGACCGCGGUGAGCGCAUUUUGGAACUCACCCCUCGCCACAUUCACGAUAAAUCUAGCAUUUGGCUAGGAAGCUCCUACGAGGUGGAUCGCUAUCUGAAACACAUCGAUAAGAACUGA